ACUGGGGACGCUCAAUUGUCCGAGCCGAAAGAGUUGCGCGAUACAUUACCUCAAUCCAAAUUCCAAUACCUACAAUGUCAUGUUGUGAGAAUGGAUCAAAGAUGGUUCACAUACCUGCAGCUGAUGAAUCCCGGUUCUGUCGGUGAUGCAGCGAUGCACCGGAUGAUAUUAGCGUGUCCUGUUAAAUGGGGAGUGAACGCAACCUCGAGGUUAACCGAGGUUGGGGCGACGAAUGUUAAGAUUGCCGUGAGUGCACAUACCACUCCAACGUUUAAGACAUUUGCCGGUGAACGUCGUUUGCAACGUGUUAUUCUAAAAUUCAAGAUAGAUA
This is a messenger RNA of Acaulospora colombiana, 331 nucleotides long. Lineage: Eukaryota; Fungi; Glomeromycota; Glomeromycetes; Diversisporales; Acaulosporaceae. The record is from the annotation of a GenBank genome assembly.